Ahaetulla prasina is the source of this 5583-nucleotide messenger RNA. RefSeq names its product polybromo 1 (gene PBRM1). The record is from RefSeq and is a predicted model, not a curated record. The transcript is spliced from 32 exons. Gene Ontology annotation, cellular component: RSC-type complex. NCBI's taxonomy places the organism in Eukaryota, Metazoa, Chordata, Lepidosauria, Squamata, Colubridae. The coding region runs from base 237 to 5387 and encodes 1716 amino acids. Gene Ontology annotation, biological process: chromatin remodeling. Gene Ontology annotation, molecular function: chromatin binding; protein binding.
CGGGAUCGCUUGGGAGCGAGCGAGCGAGCGAAGUGAGCGGCAACAGUGGCGGCAACGCCGACGGCGCGGGGGGCAGUGGCGGCGACGGGGACUGAGCGCGGCCGCGGCUGCAGGAGGCGGAGGAUUAGCAGCAGCAGCAGCGGGGCUGGCUGGUUUUUGCUGUACUAAUACUGCGGCUGAGUUGGUGCUUUAAAGAUUUCCCUUUUCUCAGUUUGCUUACUUGCCUAUCAGACAUUAUGAGGAGAUUGGCUUUUCGUGGUGCUGGUUGUACUCUGAAGAAGUUGGAUUCCAUGAGCUCAAAGAGGCGAAGGGCUACCUCUCCUUCUAGCAGUGCCAGUGGAGGAGAUUUUGAUGAUGGUCACCAUUCCACAAACACACCAGGUCCAAGUAGGAAGCGGAGAAGACUCUCCAACCUCCCAACAGUUGAUCCUAUUGCUGUUUGCCAUGAAUUAUACAACACAAUCAGAGAUUACAAAGAUGAACAAGGAAGGCUUUUAUGUGAACUGUUCAUUAGGGCCCCCAAAAGACGAAAUCAGCCAGAUUACUAUGAAGUAGUUUCCCAGCCUAUUGAUUUAAUGAAGAUCCAACAAAAGUUAAAAAUGGAGGAAUAUGAUGAUGUGAACGUCUUAACUGCUGACUUCCAACUGCUGUUUAAUAAUGCAAAAUCCUAUUAUAAGCCAGAUUCUCCUGAAUAUAAGGCUGCCUGCAAAUUGUGGGAUUUAUAUCUACGGACAAAAAAUGAAUUUGUUCAGAAGGGAGAGGCUGACGACGAUGAAGAUGAGGAUGAAGGCCAUGACAAUCAAGGGACUAUUUCUGAAAUAUCUUCUCCAGGUUAUUUAAAAGAAAUUCUUGAACAACUUCUUGAAGCAGUAGUUGUAGCUACAAAUCCAUCAGGCCACCUUAUUAGUGAACUUUUUCAGAAGCUUCCCUCUAAAGUGCAAUAUCCUGAUUAUUAUGCAAUAAUUAAAGAGCCCAUAGAUUUGAAGACCAUCGCUCAGCGGAUACAGAAUGGAAGCUAUAAAAGCAUUCAUGCAAUGACCAAGGAUAUAGAUCUAUUAGUUAAAAAUGCCAAAACUUAUAAUGAACCAGGAUCUCAAGUAUUCAAGGAUGCAAAUGCAAUAAAGAAAAUAUUUAAUAUGAAAAAGGCAGAAAUUGAGCAUUCAGAACUAACUAAAUCAAGUCUCCGAGUCAGGUAUUGUAAGCAGAAUAGAAAUAUAGAAAGGACUGCAAAUCUGACUGCUUCUAAACUAACAAGUCCUUCCUCACAGAGUAAAGGCAGUGUUGUUGAUGAAAGAAAUUCUGCUAAUAAAUAUUACCGUAACAAAAGAGCUGUCCAAGGCGAUCGUUUAUCAGCAAUAACCAUGACACUGCAAUAUGGAUCUGAAAGUGAUGAAGAUGCUGUUUUAGCUGCUGCUGCCCGUUAUGAAGAAGGAGAAUCUGAAGCUGAAAGUAUUGCUUCAUUUAUGGAUACAGCCAGUCCUCUCUAUCAACUUUAUGACACAGUUAGAAACUGCCGAAACAACCAGGGUCAACUUAUAUCGGAACCUUUUUUUCAUUUGCCCUCAAAGAAAAAAUAUCCUGAUUAUUAUCAACAAAUCAAAAUGCCUAUUUCAUUGCAGCAGAUCAGAACAAAACUGAAAAAUCACGAAUACGAAACUCUCGACCAUUUGGAAUGCGAUUUAAACUUGAUGUUUGAAAAUGCAAAGCGUUAUAAUGUUCCAAACUCAGCCAUUUAUAAGAGAGUUUUGAAAAUGCAACAGGUUAUGCAGGCAAAGAAGAAAGAGCUAGCUAGAAGAGAUGAAAUUGAGGAUGGAGAUAGUAUGAUAUCUUCUGCCACAUCAGAUGCUGGGAGUUCAAAAAGAAAAAGUAAGAAGAAUAUAAAGAAACAGCGAAUGAAAAUCUUAUACAAUGUUGUUCUUGAAGCCCGAGAACCUGGAACAGGCCGAAGGCUGUGUGAGCUGUUUAUGGUGAAACCUUCGAAAAAAGACUAUCCAGAUUAUUACAAAAUUAUUUUGGAGCCAAUGGACUUAAAAAUAAUAGAAUAUAAUAUCCGUAGUGACAAAUAUGCUGGAGAGGAAGCUAUGAUAGAAGAUAUGAGGUUAAUGUUUCGAAAUGCGAGGCAUUAUAAUGAAGAAGGCUCACAGGUUUACAAUGAUGCUCAUAUUUUGGAGAAAAUUCUCAAAGAAAAAAGAAAAGAAUUGGGACCUCUGCUUGAAGAUGAUGAGAUUGCUUCCCCUAAAUUAAAGUUAAGUAGAAAAACUGGUAUCUCUCCUAAAAAAUCAAAAUAUAUGACUCCAAUGCAACAGAAGCUUAAUGAAGUAUAUGAAGCUGUGAAGAACUAUACAGAUAAACGAGGUAGAAGACUCAGUGCUAUUUUUCUACGACUUCCAUCACGGUCAGAGCUUCCUGAUUAUUAUCUGACAAUUAAAAAGCCAGUUGAUAUGGAGAAAAUCAGAAGUCACAUGAUGGCCAACAAAUAUCAGGAUAUUGAUUCUAUGGUUGAAGAUUUUGUAAUGAUGUUUAAUAAUGCCUGCACUUACAAUGAACCAGAAUCCUUGAUUUACAAAGAUGCACUUGUGCUACAUAAAGUUUUGCUUGAGACUAGAAGAGAUAUAGAAGGGGAUGAAGAUUCUCAUGUCCCAAAUGUAACUCUGCUGAUUCAAGAACUUAUACAUAACCUUUUUGUCUCUGUAAUGAGUCACCAGGAUGAUGAGGGGAGGUGCUAUAGUGACUCUUUAGCUGAAAUUCCUGCUGUUGACCCCAGUUUCCCGAACAAGCCUCCUUUGACUUUUGAUAUCAUACGAAGGAAUGUAGAGAAUAACCGCUAUAGAAGAUUGGAUUUGUUCCAAGAACAUAUGUUUGAAGUACUAGAACGUGCAAGGAGAAUGAACCGGACGGAUUCAGAGAUUUAUGAGGAUGCUGUAGAACUUCAGCAGUUCUUUAUUAAAAUCCGUGAUGAACUCUGCAAAAAUGGUGAGAUCUUGUUAUCACCAGCUCUUAGCUACACUACUAAACAUCUACAUAAUGAUGUAGAAAAAGAAAAGAAGGAAAAACUUCCCAAAGAAAUGGAAGAGGACAAACUUAAAAGAGAAGAGGAGAAGAGAGAAGCUGAAAAGAGUGAAGAUACUUCUGGAGGAUCAGGACUAUCUAAUUUACACAGAACAUACAGCCAAGAUUGCAGCUUUAAGAACAGCAUGUACCAUGUUGGAGACUACGUGUAUGUUGAACCUGCAGAAGCUAAUUUACAACCUCAUAUAGUCUGCAUAGAACGAUUGUGGGAAGAUUCAAAUGGGGAAAAAUGGUUAUAUGGCUGCUGGUUUUAUCGACCAAAUGAAACAUUCCAUCUUGCCACCAGAAAAUUUUUGGAGAAGGAGGUGUUUAAAAGCGAUUAUUACAACAAAGUUACAGUGAGCAAAAUUCUAGGCAAAUGUGUAGUUAUGUUUGUUAAGGAAUAUUUUAAGCUAUGUCCAGAAAACUUCAGAGAUGAAGAUGUCUAUGUUUGUGAAUCACGUUAUUCCGCAAAGACAAAGUCUUUUAAGAAAAUUAAAUUGUGGACUAUGCCAAUUAGUUCUGUACGAUUUGUCCCUCGAGAAGUGCCCUUACCUGUGGUUCGUGUUGCAUCAGUGUUUGCUAAUACAGACAAAAUUGACGAAGAAAAACAUACUGAAACAUCGGAGGAUACCAAAAUUGGAGAUAGCAUUCUUAGUCUUGAAAAGGAUAAGGAAGAUGUUCCAGUAGACAUGUCAAAUGGAGAACCUGCCUGUCACUACUAUGAACAGCUUUGUUACAAUGACAUGUGGUUAAAAGUUGGAGAUUGUGUCUUCAUAAAAUCGCAUGGUUUAGUCCGACCAAGGGUUGGCAGAAUAGAAAAAAUGUGGGUUAGAGAUGGAGCUGCCUAUUUCUUUGGUCCAAUUUUUAUUCACCCAGAAGAAACAGAACAUGAGCCAACUAAAAUGUUUUAUAAGAAGGAAGUAUUUUUGAGUAACUUGGAAGAGACUUGCCCGAUGACGUGCAUUCUGGGAAAGUGUGCUGUGCUGUCUUUCAAAGACUUUCUUUCCUGUAGACCAACUGAAAUCCAUGAAAAUGAUGUUCUUCUCUGUGAAAGUCGCUAUAAUGAAAGUGACAAACAGAUGAAAAAAUUCAAGGGACUAAAAAGAUUUUCUUUGUCUGCUAAGGUAGUAGAUGAUGAAAUUUAUUAUUUCAGGAAACCCAUUAUUCCACAAAAGGAGCCAUCUCCACUUUUAGAGAAAAAAAUUCAGCAGCUAGAAGCAAAGUUUGCUGAGUUAGAAGGUGGAGAAGAGGAUAUUGAAGAGAUUGGGGAAGAAGAAGGUGAAGUCGCAGAAGCACCAACAAUAUCUCAACUGCAGACGCCACACUCCAAUGAAUUGGAUAUAAUGCCAUAUACUCCACCACAGUCCACUCCGAAGUCUGUCAAAGGCAGUGUAAAAAAAGAAGGCUCUAAAAGGAAAAUCAAUAUGAGUGGAUACAUUUUGUUUAGCAGUGAGAUGAGAGCUGUUAUUAAAGCUCAGCAUCCAGAUUAUUCCUUUGGAGAACUCAGCAGACUGGUUGGAACAGAGUGGAGAAAUUUGGAAGCUUCCAAGAAAGCAGAGUAUGAAGAGCGGGCAGCUAAGGUUGCUGAGCAGCAGGAGAGAGAACGAGCAGCACAGCAACAGCAGCAGAAUUCUUCCCCCCGGGCAGGCACUCCUGUCGGGGCUCUUAUGGGGGUGGUGCCGCCACCAACACCAAUGGGGAUGCUCAAUCCGCAGUUGACACCUGUUGCAGGCAUGAUAGGUGGCUAUCCACCAGUGCUGCCACCUUUACAAGGCCCAGUUGAUGGCAUUGUUAGCAUGGGCAGCAUGCCGCCACUUCACCCUGGGGUGCCUCCACCCCAUCAACUUCCACCAGGCAUGCCAGGCAUCCCACCACCGGGUGUUCUAGGGCAAAAUGUUUCCUCCAUGGUAGGAGCCCCAGCACCAGGAAGUCCAUUUGGGCAGCAGAUAGGUAUGCUUGGUCCCCCAGGUCAACAAGCACCACCUCCCUAUCCUGGUCAAAACCCAGCAUCUCAACAGGUCAUGCAGCAGCCUACAACGCCUAUGUUUGUCUCUCCUCCACCAAAGACACAGAGGCUUCUCCACUCAGAAGCUUAUCUGAAAUAUAUUGAAGGUCUUAGUGCUGAUUCAAAUAAUAUUAGCAAGUGGGACCAGACCCUUUCAGCACGAAGACGUGAUGUCCAUCUCUCAAAAGAGCAAGAAAGUCGUCUUCCUACACACUGGUUGAAAAGCAAAGGGGCUCAUACCACAAUGGCAGAUGCACUAUGGCGGCUUCGAGACUUGAUGUUGAGAGAUACACUUAAUAUCCGCCAGGCAUACAACAUAGAAAAUAUUUAAUCUUUCAAUGCCAACAUAUAAAAAAAAAUUGUGGAACAUAGCUGUUUUAGUUAUUGGUGAGGGAAAGAAAAUUGUUUUUAUUGCAUCUUAUUGUAUAUUGCAAGAUUGUUUUUUUAUAAGGACAUUUUUAAUAAGCAUAUUUCACUUUUUGUUAUAUUAUGUUGACUUUUCUUAAAUAUACAGGCUUGUGCAUAUG